AUGGUUUUCUCAUCGUCUCAACAAGUGGUGGUCGCAUUUACGGCGGUGUUAUUUGCGUUUGUGGUGUUCCCUAGAAUGUUCGGCGUAGGGUCCGGGGCGAAGGAAACAAGAGGUUUUGAUGCACGCUACAACAGAAAAGGUUGCAUGAAUUAAAAAUGGUAUUGGAUUUGGCAAUGUGACGCCACCGUCAUAUUGUGUAGGCCUAUACAAUGUUUUGCUCUUGCCAUGGUAUAUUUGUUUAGUAGCCUAACGUUUUACUAUGUUCAAACUUGUCAAACUUAUUAAAAACAAGAUAUCUGUCUAUUUGUAAAAGUGUGCAGCAUGGUAGCCUCUUAAGCCUUUAGCAAUAAGACAACUGUCAUGAAUAGGCCUGUUUAUCAUCAUCAUCAUCAUCAUCUUCUUCUUCUCUCAUGUGUUAUUUCCCAGUGGGUCCGGGACCUGGACCAGGACCAGGUGCAGUGAGAGGGCAGCCUGUCAACAUGAACACGGCCGGCUCCAUGAACAAAGCUCAGACCCUGGAGAACAUGCAACAGAUGAAGAUGAUGAUGGAGCAGGAGAUGAAGGGUGACAAAUACAAAACCAACAGCAACAAGGGCUACGUGUUCACGCUGAUGCCACUCUACGCCAUCGGAGUCGGCCUCUUUGCAGCGUACAAAUUUCUGAAGGUAUCGGCUGGAGCAGGAAUUCCACCAUUGAAAAAUGUUGUAGCAAUGAUGAUUGUGAUGAGGUUGCUUGGUGAUAUCUCUAAACAUGCAAGCAUGCAUGCACACACACACACACACACAGACAGACACACAUACACACACAGACAGAGAGCAGGAUUGGAGUAAAGUUGAUUGCUAAUCAGAGCAAACGUGAUUGUGUGAACUAUGGUAAUACUGGCAGUCUGAGCCUGAGUCGACUAAACACACAUACUGCUCAGACUUUAAAAUGGAUGUCUCCCUUCUAUCUCCAAGAUCAAGUCUGCAGAUGACUCCCAAGCCCAAAAGAAGAAGGAUGCACAAGGUCCCAAGAAGUCGGAGGAGACAGGUGUGUGCUGUGUCUGUGGUGUGUGCUGUGUCUGUGGUGUGUGCUGUGUCUGUGGUUUGUGCUGUAGCUGUGGUGUGCCACAAGGGUCUGUUUGCAUACCUUUGUUUAUCUUCCCCGUCAUGCAGAUGCUUUUUUACAUGGUUUUACAUGCUGGUGGCUUUGUAUCUUUCCAUAGAGAAUCAGCUUACAGAGCUGGAGCAGCGGCUAGCGCAAACAGAGAAGAUGCUCAACUCCAUUCUCACCCAACUGGACCCAUUGACAAGUUGGUAAGUAAGCCAACUCACCCAUUAAACUACAGAGCUCCGGUUGUCUUCUGUUUCUGUGUAAAUAUUGCUCUGUAAAUAUCACCCCAUGUAAUUAAAUACAUGUCUGUCGUGAUUAAGACCAGUUUAUCCAAACCAGGUAGUUAUGCAGUUGUAAGGUCACAUCGCAUGGUCUUGAUAAACUGUUGACACUGUCGACCCUGCUGAAUCUAAUAGCGUUUAUCGUAAUGGGACUCUGGGGUGUGUUGACCAGGCACCAAAUGGGAGAUAAUGUUUUCAAAAGAAAUGUUGAUAGAUUGUCAAGUCUAGGUAUUUUCGCCUCUGUACUUUCUCUCAUCUGGUACCUGCGUACUAAACCUGACCUUAGUGAACUGAACUUUUAAAGACCGUGGGUAACUAAAUCUAGUUCAAAGCACAUUUCUGUAUCAACUGGGUGUGGGGUGAAGUGGCCCCUAGGGCCUAGACGUAGAUUUUGAGUCUGUUUCGCAUUUCCCUGACUAAUGGUUAAGAUUAGGAUUGGGGAAGCUGAUCCUAGAUCUGUACCUAGAGAAACUUAAUCCCGGAGCUAUGAACUGAACCUACGAAGGGCAACCGGUCAGGGACUGCGUUUCCCAGAGUUCUGUCCUCAGUGAUCUCACUCUCUUCUGUCCAUUUCGCUCCUCUCCAGUGUCAAGUCUGUGGCCCAGGAACAGAAGAACGAGAUCAUGUCCCAGCUCCAGUCCAUCCGCCACCUGAUGAAGAAGAGAGGCAUGGACUGUCCACCUCUCAACAUUGAAGGUAUGUGACCCCACCUCCUGCUGGGGCAUGUUCAUUAGGCACCAAAUGGAAGAAAACAGACGAACAGGGAGUACCUGCGGCCUCAUUUAUCAAAGGUGCAUACGCACAAAAAAGACAACCCUGCGUUCCGCAUGUUUUCUCGCUAGGGUUGAUAUUGAUCAUAUUUGAACUUUAGGGGAAAGUGUACGUAGCUCCACACACACCUCAGACUGUGCUUACGCACAACUUCUAGUGGUUGAAGAAUUGUAUUGCAAGCAAAUAUUGUUAUUUUGGGGAAGCUGCGUUGCUUGGUGACACAGGAAUUACUGUAAUUAAUAACAAUGCUAAUAAACACAUUCAAGCAUAAUGAUAAAACAGAUGCACAUUUUCCGUUGGUAAGGAGAUCGGUGGACUUGUAUAUUUAUUUUUCUUUCAUUAUGUAAAUCAUAGUCAUAUUGCAGGACAUCUCCUUUUCUGACAUUAAUUGUUUAUUCCUGCUACUAUACAGUGGGGGAAAAAAGUAUUUAGUCAGCCACCAAUUGUGCAUGUUCUCCCACUUAAAAAGAUGAGAGAGGCCUGUAAUUUUCAUCAUAGGUACACGUCAACUAUGACAGACAAAAUGAGAUUUUUUUCCAGAAAAUCACAUUGUAGGAUUUUUUUAUGAAUUUAUUUGCAAAUUAUAGUGGAAAAUAAGUAUUUGGUCAAUAACAAAAGUUUCUCAAUACUUUGUUAUAUACCCUUUGUUGGCAAUGACACAGGUCAAACGUUUUCUGUAAGUCUUCACAAGGUUUUCACACAUGUAUUUUGGCCCAUUCCUCCAUGCAGAUCUCCUCUAGAGCAGUGAUGAUUUGGGGCUGUCACUGCGCAACAGACUUUCAACUCCCUCCAAAGAUUUUCUAUGGGGUUGAGAUCUGGAGACUGGCUAGGCCACUCCAGGACCUUGAAAUGCUUCUUACGAAGCCACUCCUUCGUUGCCCGGGUGGUGUGUUUGGGAUCAUUGUCAUGCUGAAAGACCCAGCCACGUUUCAUCUUCAAUGCCCUUGCUGAUGGAAGGAGGUUUUCACUCAAAAUCUCACGAUACAUGGCCCCAUUCAUUCUUUCCUUUACACGGAUCAGUCGUCCUGGUCCCUUUGCAGAAAAACAGCCCCAAAGCAUGAUGUUUCCACCCCCAUGCUUCACAGUCGGUAUGGUGUUCUUUGGAUGCAACUCAGCAUUCUUUGUCCUCCAAACACGACGAGUUGAGUUUUUACCAAAAAGUUAUAUUUUGGUUUCAUCUGACCAUAUGACAUUCUCCCAAUCCUCUUCUGGAUCAUCCAAAUGCACUCUAGCAAACUUCAGACGGGCCUGGACAUGUACUGGCUUAAGCAGGGGGACACGUCUGGCACUGCAGGAUUUGAGUCCCUGGUGGCGUAGUGUGUUACUGAUGGUAGGCUUUGUUACUUUGGUCCCAGCUCUCUGCAGGUCAUUCACUAGGUCCCCCCGUGUGGUUCUGGGAUUUUUGCUCACUGUUCUUGUGAUCAUUUUGACCCCACGGGGUGAGAUCUUGCGUGGAGCCCCAGAUCGAGGGAGAUUAUCAGUGGUCUUGUAUGUCUUCCAUUUCCUAAUAAUUGCUCCCACAGUUGAUUUCUUCAAACCAAGCUGCUUACCUAUUACAGAUUCAGUCUUCCCAGCCUGGUGCAGGUCUACAAUUUUGUUUCUGGUGUCCUUUGACAGCUCUUUGGUCUUGGCCAUAGUGGAGUUUGGAGUGUGACUGUUUGAGGUUGUGGACAGGUGUAUUUUAUACUGAUAACAAGUUCAAACAGGUGCCAUUAAUACAGGUAACGAGUGGAGGACAGAGGAGCCUCUUAAAGAAGUUGUUACAGGUCUGUGAGAGCCAGAAAUCUUGCUUGUUUGUAGGUGACCAAAUACUUAUUUUCCACCAUAAUUUGCAAAUAAAUUCAUUAAAAAUCCUACAAUGUGAUUUUUUGGUUUAGUUUUCUCUCAAUUUGUCUGUCAUAGUUGACGUGUACCUAUGAUGAAAAUUACAGGCCUCUCUCAUCUUUUUAAGUGGGAGAACUUGCACAAUUGGUGGCUGACUAAAUACUUUUUUCCCCCACUGUACGACAAAUAAUUACCAUUCAAUAGGCCAAGCUACCUGAAAGGAAAUAGCCUAAGCUGCUUGUCUAUUUAAAGUAUUUGACAGUAGGCUAUGGGGUAGAGUAUUUCUGUGCAGGAGUGUGACAUCAUAACCUAUCAAACCUCAGAGCCUAUACCAAGGCAGGAGAUAGAAACGCGAUCAUCUAUUGAUAAACAAAAUAUUGAACAACAGUUUGUCUUUUGCGUUGAAGCAGUGUGGGCUAUAGCACUUAGUUGAACAUUUCUCUAAUGGACAGUCAAUCUGGCGCAAUUCACGGCCAGAGUUAGGCUCUCGCAUGUUUAGUUUGAAAAAGUCACUGCAAAAGAUGAAAACAUUCUGCCAACACCUCCACAGAAAUGUGAUCAAAUUGACCAUUGCCCUUUUUUUUAGAAACCGCAGCUGCCUAGUUCCAAUUCAUACCGCAAAUGAGGGCCUUUUUGUCACCAUAAAAGUUGAAUACACAGUGUUUUCCAGGCGGGGUUGUAAUGUUUGUUCAUGUUUGCGCAUCUAUGGUUCUGAUUAAUCAAUGAAAACAUUGAGCGCCAGUCUGAUCAAUUCCAUUAAUUUGUUGCGUACGCAAAUCCUAGGAUUUCAACGUGCCUAGAGUUAAGUUAGAAAAUCAGCACGGUUGAUAAAUGAGUCCCCUGGACAAAAAUAAAGACAUUUUUGUUUUCCGUUGCAAAAAAACAAAAACAAAUUUCAAUGUUUUCUUUUGCGUUCCCUAUUUUAUAUUAUCCUGUUUUUUUUGGUAUGGUGGGGUAUCCAAAAUGGGCCAGCUUUGAGCACCUCUAUCUCCUAAAUGGUUUGGAAUUCAGGUCCAAAAAGUAACUUUCUGACCAUUUAAUACAGUGAACAAACGUGUAUGGAUUAUUUUUUUAUUUUUAUUCAAUGAACUUUAUUUGUCCUGUGGAAAAUGAGUUGGGCAGGAAGAGUAACACGCCAUCAUACAUGAUCCACAUGAGCAAUAUUGACAUCAAAACAUGACAUGUAAGCCGUAUCUUUACCUGACUCCAACACACCCAUCCUGAAAUGGUUACCUGACUCCAACACACCCAUCCUGAAAUGGGUUACCUGACUCCAACACACCCAUCCUGAAAUGGGUUACCUGACUCCAACACACCCAUCCUGAAAUGGGUUACCUGACUCCAACACACCCAUCCUGAAAUGGGUUACCUGACUCCAACACACCCAUCCUGAAAUGGGGUGACUGUGGCGCAUGGUCGCAACUUUUGCUAUUUUCCAUCUUUCAGAGCCGCAGUGCGAGAGGAACCUGGAUGACCUCAUCGAGUCUCUGGCAGCCCACGACGACACCCCGCCAGAGGGGGUCGCUUCUGCGGCAGAUGAACAAAGUGGUGUCGGGAAAGAGGCACCAGAGCCAGUCCACCACCAGCAUCACCACCCCGAAGCCAAGGACAAGUACUCAGCGACAGACGCUGGAGGGGAGGAGGAGGAGGAGGAGCAGCUGGAGGAGGAGGAGGAGGAGGAGGAGGAGGAGGAGGAUAAAUAUGACAGUGAGGUCAUGCCCUCCUUGGAGGAUUAUUGUGAAACAAACAUUGAGGUCAUAGGGGUAGCACAGAGCAUUCCAGAAGAAAUGCCUACAACUGGGCUCAGACGACGCAACAGGCCAGAAUGA
Coregonus sp. 'balchen' is the source of this 5797-nucleotide messenger RNA. The record is from the annotation of a GenBank genome assembly. NCBI's taxonomy places the organism in Eukaryota, Metazoa, Chordata, Actinopteri, Salmoniformes, Salmonidae.